Molecule: messenger RNA, 1729 nt
Organism: Pelobates fuscus (common spadefoot toad)
Lineage: Eukaryota; Metazoa; Chordata; Amphibia; Anura; Pelobatidae
Gene: IFT52
Product: intraflagellar transport 52
Exons: 13
Coding region: 132-1616 (494 amino acids)
Biological process (GO): intraciliary transport; cilium assembly
Cellular component (GO): centriole; intraciliary transport particle B; cilium
Source: RefSeq, a predicted model, not a curated record
AUCUCCCCAUUCAGGGCCCCCGCUAGGCUCUGUUAGAGCGAAGGCCUGGCGUCACGUGACAGCGGGCAGGCGGGCGGCCAGUCGCUCGGUUGCUAGGCAGCGGCGGCUGUUAGUUACCGGCGGGGCCCAUAAUGCAGCGGGGCAGUAAGAAGAUGGGGGUCAACAAGCAGACCGUGUCUGAUGGCGAAAUUCGAAACACCAUUUUGUUUAAUGCUUCCAAGCGGGAGAUCUUUACCAUCAAUAAUGGUUACAAGUCACUUCAGAAAAGACUACGUAACAACUGGAAGAUACAAAGUCUUAAAGAGGACUUAACUAUAGAGAAACUGGAAGGUGUGAAGUUAUGGAUAACAUCUGGACCUAGGGAAAAGUUUACAGCUGCAGAGUUUGAAGCACUAAAACAGUUCCUGAACAAGGGAGGAGACAUUCUGGUGAUGCUGGGAGAAGGAGGAGAGUCCAAGCAUGACACGAAUAUCAACUUCCUGCUGGAGGAGUACGGCAUUAUGGUUAAUUCAGAUUCUGUUGUGAGAAAUGUCUACUACAAGUAUUUUCACCCUAAAGAGGCACUUGUAUCCAAUGGAGUGCUGAAUCGGGAGAUCAGCAAAGCUGCUGGAAAGGAAGUGUCUGCUGUCGUGGACGAAGAUGGUGGAGGAAACAACACCCAGGCUCUGACAUUUCUUUACCCUUAUGGUGCCACCCUUAACAUCAUGAAGCCAGCAAUGGCCAUAUUGUCCACUGGAUCUGUCUGCUUCCCUCUCAACAGGCCCAUCCUUGGUUUUUAUCAUUCUCGGGUAAAUGUCCAUUAUCCCUUUCUUAAUGUGGUAUUUUUUUAUUUAUUUUUUAUUUAUUUGAUUGACUUUAUUUUAAUCUUUUCUAUUCUUUAUUCUGUUUUUUUAUAUUUUUACUUUUUAUCCUUUCAGACACAGGGAGGCAAGCUGGCUGUUAUGGGAUCUUGUCACAUGUUCAGUGAUCAGUAUCUGGACAAGGAAGAGAAUUCCAAAAUCUUGGAUGUGCUGAUGCAGUGGCUCACCACUAAUGACAUCCGCUUGAAUCAAAUCGAUGCAGAAGAUCCUGAGAUAUCAGAUUACACCAUGCUCCCAGACACCAACAAACUCUCCCAGCGCCUGCGAGUCUGUCUUCAGGAAGGGGAUGAGAACCCUCGAGAUUUCACCACCCUGUUUGACAUGAGCAUCUACCAGCUGGACACCACAUCUCUCCCUAAAGUCAUUAAAUCAUAUGAGCAACUCAAUGUGAAACAUGAAAGUCUCCAACUCAUCCAGCCUCAGUUUGAGUCUCCGCUGCCCGCUCUUCAACCUGCUGUUUUUCCACCUUCUUUCCGGGAAUUGCCUCCACCAGCCUUAGAUUUAUUUGACCUCGACGAGAACUUCUCAUCUGAAAAAGCCCGUUUAGCCCAGAUAACAAAUCGAUGCACAGAUGAUGAUCUUGAGUUUUAUGUGCGGAAAUGUGGGGAUAUUCUGGGGGUUACAGGAAACCUUCCGAAGGAAGAACGCGAUGCAAAGCACAUUCUGGAACAUAUAUUUUUCCAGGUUGUGGAGUUCAAAAAACUCAAUCAGGAGCAUGAUGUGGACACAAGUGACGCUGGGUUCCAGAGCAGCUAAAAUCCAAUAGUUUACUUACAGAAUUUGAUAUUUCACAUAUUUAUUCAUAUUUUUGUAUUUUUUUUUUUAUUUUUUUUUAAAUCUUGUCUUUGGAAACUGUAAAUAUACAUAGA